AUGGAUUUCCUUUUUCUUAUAAUUCUAGCCCUGAAUACACUUGAUCAAGUAGGGUGUUACACAUCAAGCUAUACAACUUUCAAUAAUUCGGUUGGAGAUGAUUUCAUCACGCCGAAUGAUAACUCUGUCAUACUUAAAAAUGCUAUACAAGUUACCAGGGAUGUUAGUGGCUCUGUCUUCAACCUCUCGGGGAAGGUCUUAUACAAACGACCGUUUGAUUUAUGGAGCAAAAGUGGAAGAAUUGCAUCUUUCAACUCAACAUUUGUUGUCAACAUCGAAACAAGAAACGACAUUGGCCUUACAGGCCAACAUGGUGGUGAAGGGCUAGCAUUCAUCUUAGCCAAAGACGCGGAACUCCCAACCAACAGUGAGGGCCAGUGGCUAGGAAUUGUCAAUGCAAGUACGAAUGGAUCAUUCCAGAGCAACAUUGUUGCUAUCGAGUUAGACACGAAAAAGAGCUUUGCUGAAGAUUUGGAUGAUAACCAUGUUGGUUUGGACAUUAACAGUGUAUAUUCUAAGUCACAAGUUUCACUCAGCAGGUUGGGUAUCAGAAUUUCUGAAGGUAAGGAUAUUACAGUUAGGAUCAACUAUGAUGGUGUAACGAAAGUGAUGAAAGUGUCUGUCAAGGCGGAAAAUCAAACUGAGUUUUCUCGAAUAAUGAGUGUGCCUAUUGAUCUUGCCCUGCAUCUUUCUAGAACAGUUUAUGUCGGAUUUUUAGGUUCAACAGGUACAGGUUCUGAGAACAAUUGUGUAAAAUCAUGGUUUUUCAAUGCAGAUGAUAUAGACCGAACAAAGCGGUUGUGGGUAUGGAUUGUGAUUCCUGUCAUUAUUGUGGUGCUCUUAUUAUGCAGUACUGUAGGUUGGUGUCUGUACGUGACACAGAGAAGAAAAGAGAAUCAAGCGAGGGAUGAUGAUGAUCUCGAUAUGCAGAACAUUGAGACGGGUUUAGGUCCGAAGAAAUUCAGACUGAAGGAACUCAAGGGUGCUACUGGUAAUUUCAGUCCGAAGAAUGAGCUUGGAAGAGGAGGAUUUGGGAUAGUUUACAAGGGUAUGUUGGAUAUAAAGGAUGUGGCGGUUAAAAGAAUCAUCAAUACUAGUCAAGGGAAGCAAAAUCUGAUAGCAGAAGUCACAACAAUUGGCAGUCUUCAUCAUAAGAAUCUAGUAGAGUUGAUAGGGUGGUGUUAUGAGAAAAACGAGUUCUUGUUAGUGUAUGAGUAUAUGCCUAAUGGAAGCCUAGAUCAAUUCAUACGUUCUGACGAUGAAAAUAUGAUCUUAGGUUGGGAGAUAAGGCAUAAUAUCAUUUGUGGUGUGGCGCUAUCUUUGGAUUAUCUUCAUCAUGAGUGCUCAAAGAGGGUUCUACACCGAGACAUAAAGUCUAGCAACAUAAUGCUGGAUUCAGAAUUCAAUGCUCGAUUAGGAGAUUUUGGCCUUGCUCGGACCUUCAAAUUAAGUGAAAAAACUCACCAUACUAGCAAGGAUAUCUCAGGAACACCAGGCUAUAUGGCUCCUGAAAUUUUUCUGACAGGAAGAUCAACAACUGAGACUGAUGUUUACGCCUUUGGUGUUGUGAUGCUGGAGGUAGUUUGUGGAAGAAGGUUGGAUAUUCUAACAAAAGACGAUGAAAUUAGAGUAAAUAUCAUUGAUUGGGUUUGGGAAUUUCACAAACAUGGAGUCCUUACUGAUGCUAUUGAUCCCAAGUUGAAGGGCCAAUUCGACAAGAUACAAGCUGAGUGCAUGCUCGCCUUGGGGUUGGCUUGCUGCCACCCAAACCCGUAUAUAAGGCCAUCCAUGAGAAUUACAUUACAGGUCUUCUGGGGAGAAGUAGCUCCCCCUGAUGUCCCCUUGGAGAAGCCUGCCUUUAUGUGGCCAGCUAAUGCACUCUGUAGUUACCGAGAAAAUGAUCUUUGUUUUACUGGUGGCAUAAUGAGCACAUAAUCACGAGUGAACUGGAAAAUAUAAUAUCUUUAAAUUCUGUUUCUUUGUAUUAAUUUAGCUGUAAGCUCAUUUGUAUUUUGCCUUGGAAAGUAGUUGUAUCCUUAUAUCCUACAUGUUCUUAAAUCUCCUAGAAGAUA
Chenopodium quinoa (quinoa) is the source of this 2072-nucleotide messenger RNA. Its product is annotated as probable L-type lectin-domain containing receptor kinase S.5. Gene Ontology annotation, biological process: protein phosphorylation. Gene Ontology annotation, cellular component: plasma membrane. The coding region runs from base 1 to 1935 and encodes 644 amino acids. The record is from RefSeq and is a predicted model, not a curated record. Gene Ontology annotation, molecular function: carbohydrate binding; protein kinase activity; ATP binding. The transcript has a single exon. Lineage: Eukaryota; Viridiplantae; Streptophyta; Magnoliopsida; Caryophyllales; Amaranthaceae.